This is a messenger RNA of Strongylocentrotus purpuratus (purple sea urchin), 1615 nucleotides long. Its product is annotated as CD151 antigen. The coding region runs from base 111 to 875 and encodes 254 amino acids. The transcript has 8 exons. Gene Ontology annotation, cellular component: membrane. Lineage: Eukaryota; Metazoa; Echinodermata; Echinoidea; Camarodonta; Strongylocentrotidae. The record is from RefSeq and is a predicted model, not a curated record.
GUUUCUGUUCAUCCCUCAGAAGUUGGAACUAUUUAAGAGACAGCUUUGCUAGUUUCUAUAAUACAAUUUAUUAUUUGACCUUUAACCCUUGACUUGACCUGUGGAGUGUCAUGGGGUCAAAGUAUGACAAGGAGCCCUGUUGUGGGAUCUCACUGCUGAAGUAUGUUCUCUUCAUCUUCAAUUUCUUCCUCCUGCUUGGUGGAGCUGGUGUAUUAGGAGUUGGAAUCUGGACGGUCAUCUCAAAGUUUGACUACACAGAGGUUCUCUGCUCACACGCUUACAUCAUCGCUACGUAUGUCCUCAUCAUCUCAGGGGGUGUGGUCAUCAUCGUUGUCAUCACUGGUUGCUAUGGUGCUGUGCAAGAGGUCAAAGGUUGCCUGUUGGUGUACUUCACUUUGCUCCUUCUUCUGUGCCUGGUAGAGCUAGCUGUCGGUGUCUUUGUGUAUUAUUACAGAGGAGAGCUUCAAGAUGAGCUUGUAAAGUGCAUGAACAGUUCAAUGACGAAGAACUACGGAGUGACUGGUAAUGAAGCCUACACUGUUACGGUAGAUGAAUUACAGACGAGUUUCAACUGCUGUGGUGCAGCUAGCUUUGAGGACUGGGAGAAGAGUGAAUGGAAGCAGAACGGUAACGCUGGUAAUCGCAGCGUCCCGGCUAGCUGCUGUAAGACCUACAGCCCAUACUGCUCAGUCAGAACACAUCCAUCAAAUAUUUACCACCAGGGUUGUGUAGUUGGCCUGUCGCUGAUAGUAGAAGAUCAUCUCAUCAUCAUAGGUGCUGUGAGCUUGGCUAUAGCUGGGGCAGAGAUCAUGGGUCUCAUCUUCUCCAUGUGUCUCUACUGCCAUCUACGCUAUGAAGAACAGGAACCCUACUGAUCAGUAUGAAACAACUCAUUACAAUAUAUGCAUACAUUUGCAUAUAUUAUGCUAAUUAUGCUAAUCAUCAAGGGAUCCCACAUGUUUGUGCAUGCUUUCUGAUGUACUCAUCAAAAAUGAAAAUGGGAAGAGAAAUUGUGAACUAAAUUUAAGAAUAUGAGGGGCACAGCCGUUUGUCCUCUUCAAUAUCUAUUUGCAACUCACUUUUUUAAAAUGAUAUUAGUUUAUUCAAUGUAUUUAUUUGUCCAAUGUCAUUCAACAUGGAUAUUUGGUUUGCUCACAUGUAAAAUAUAGGCUCAGACAAGGAUUGCUAUCUUUCAAGAAUAUUUGUGCGACCAAUUUAACAUUUUUUCAACAAUUUCAACAAUGUUUGUGUGACCAAUUACUUGGUUAUAAGUGCUUGGGCGGGGUUUGAACCCAGGACCCAUUGAAUCAAACUAAGAAUCACAACCUCUAAACCACAGUGCCCCAAGAAGGAUUUGUUUGUGUUUUUUGUCCAGUAUGAUGCAUUUGAUAUGAGUCUCUCUGGUCAUGGCUAGAUUUUUAGGCUCUAUUGUGAAUGGUGCUAUAUUUUUUUCCUCCACUCUUUUAAUGCAUGGUUUUUAUUCUAAUGUAAACCUAUCACAUACUGAGCUUGAAAUAUAUACCGUAUAAGCUUAGAAAACUUAACAGUCUCCUUACAAAAUGAUAUUUGGAGCAUGUAUCUAAAUAAAAUUGGAUAGUAGCAUGGAACCCCCCCC